Molecule: messenger RNA, 849 nt
Organism: Synchytrium microbalum
Lineage: Eukaryota; Fungi; Chytridiomycota; Chytridiomycetes; Synchytriales; Synchytriaceae
Exons: 4
Coding region: 1-849 (282 amino acids)
Source: RefSeq, a predicted model, not a curated record
AUGAAAGGCUACUGUCCAUAUACAAACAUUGACGGUGAAAAACUGGCUCAAAAUAUCGGUCCUCAUUUGCUAGUAGUUGGAGGUCUCAACGAUCCUCGUGUUGCGUUCUUUGAGCCGCUAAAAUGGACUGCCAAGAUGCGUGGAGAGAAAUCACGAUGGAGGAAAAUACUUCAACAACGUGCUCAAGACAUCGACACUCAUAGUAGCAGUGUAUCUUCGCCUUUACGUGAGAACGCUGUCCGAGACGAUCUGGACACUUUAGCAGAGCCACGGCCAUCAAUAAAUGUCAUGAGUAAUAUUGGUCGAGCACCGUCAUGGGCAGGAUCUCUAAUGGAUUCGCCAAGUACAACAACUGGGCCAGAUGGUGUUCAAGGAGAGAAGAUGUUGUUGUUACGAAUCAAUGACUCUGGACAUGGUGGCACAUCUGGCACUUACUCUUAUCAGGAAGAUUUAGCAAUUGAGUAUGCCUUUUUGAUUUAUACUUUGGAAGCUGCUAUACGGCCCAUUUUCCCUGGAUUUCCUGCUUCAGAAGGUCCUGCGCUGUUGCAGGGCAUGUAUUCCGGACCAGCUGCAACAUUGUACGGGCUGCACGAGCAUGCAUCUGCACGAAUAUCGUCUGGACUCGCAGGCCUGGGCGUCGAAGAAGGAUCGGAAUCUGAUGACUCUGAGUCUGCCAAUGCUGCGACGAUUACUAGUACAGGCAAUCACGAUUCUCGUGGCAAGUCGAGUGGGAAACGUAAAGGUGGUGGUGCUGCUACUGAUGUAGAGGAAACAGAGUACAGGAGCCGUGGCAACAAGGGCGAUCGUGGUCAAUCUAAGCUUUAUCAAUGGAUGGCAAAUUGGUUCUAG